Molecule: messenger RNA, 2089 nt
Organism: Cornus florida
Lineage: Eukaryota; Viridiplantae; Streptophyta; Magnoliopsida; Cornales; Cornaceae
Product: beta-amylase 2, chloroplastic
Exons: 9
Coding region: 267-1883 (538 amino acids)
Biological process (GO): polysaccharide catabolic process
Molecular function (GO): beta-amylase activity
Source: RefSeq, a predicted model, not a curated record
AAAGGUUGAGGAUCGGUUAAAAAAUAAAUAAAAUAAAAUUAAGUGCACUUCAAAUUAAAGAAAGUUUUUUUUUGAAUCGGCACAAAAGCAUAUGAAGUGAUAAAAAUAAGACAAUUUUAAGAAGUAAUGAAAAAGUAUAUUCAUCAAUGUUUUAAAUGAAAUUAACUCUCUCGGAUCAAUCAUAUCUUCCCCGCUACUCUCUCUAAUGCUCAACCAUUUCACAGUGUGAGACCUCUCAGGCUCCCAAUACUCUAUUUUCUUCUACUAUGGCUUCGUCGUUGUCACAGAUAGUGCCAUCGGCGGUCUUCCUAGCUUCGUCACGAGUCUCUUCCGGUCACCGGAGGUCAGUGUACUACCGUUCGUGUUGCUUUCGGGGCGUAAAUACUGGAGCUCGGACUCGUACUUCGGCGAUCUUGAGAGACAGAGAAGACAGAACCGAGGAUCAUCCUCUUCUUGAUGAUGGUUCAAUGGACACUGUUAAUGACAAUCAGGUUGUGGACUUGCCUCCAAAGUUGCUGGAGCGAGAUUUUUCUGACACACCUUAUGUUCCAGUAUAUGUGAUGCUACCACUGGGUGUCAUCAAUAUGGAAUGUGAGUUGGUUGAUCCAGAUGAUCUGAUAAACGAGAUGAGGAUCUUGAAGUCAGUUAAUGUUGAUGGUGUUAUGGUUGACUGCUGGUGGGGGAUAGUGGAGGCACAUGGUCCACAGCAAUAUAACUGGAGUGGCUACAAGAGGCUCUUUCAGAUUGUGCGUGACCUUAAGCUCAAGUUACAAGUUGUCAUGUCAUUUCAUGAAUGUGGAGGCAAUGUUGGUGAUGAUGUUUAUAUUCCACUACCUCAAUGGGUGAGAGAAAUUGGUCAAACCAAUCCUGACAUAUAUUUCACAGAUAGAGAAAGAAGGCAUAAUACUGAAUGCCUCACUUGGGGAAUUGACAAAGAACGGGUUUUAAGAGGCCGAACUGCUUCUGAGGUUUACUAUGACUACAUGAAAAGUUUUCGGGUUGAAUUUGAUGAGUUCUUUGAGGAUGGAGUGAUAUCUGAGAUUGAAAUUGGACUGGGUCCUUGUGGGGAGCUACGAUACCCUUCUUAUCCUGCAAUUCAUGGCUGGAAAUAUCCUGGUAUUGGUGAAUUCCAGUGUUAUGAUCAGUACUUGUUGAAGAGACUGAAGAAGGCCGCAGAAGCUAGGGGACACUCGCUUUGGGGUAGAGGACCACAUAAUGCUGGUUCUUACAAUUCCAGACCACAUGAAACCAGGUUCUUUUGCGAUGGAGGUGAUUAUGAUAGCUACUAUGGCAGGUUCUUCCUUAAAUGGUACUCUCAAGUUCUUGUUGAUCAUGGUGACCGGGUACUUGCUCUGGCAAAUUUGGCUUUUGAAGGUACUUGCAUUGCUGCAAAGCUAUCUGGUAUUCAUUGGUGGUACAAAACAGCCAGCCAUGCUGCUGAAUUGACUGCUGGGUUUUACAACCGAGGCCAUCGCGAUGGCUACGCUCCAAUUGCUGCAAUGUUAAAGAAGCAUGGGGCUGCUCUAAAUUUCACAUGUGUUGAGUUGCGCACGUUGGACCAACAUGAGGGCUUUCCAGAGGCACUGGCAGACCCUGAGGGACUAGUUUGGCAAGUGUUGAAUGCUGCAUGGGAUGUUAGCAUACCAGUUGCAAGUGAGAAUGCUCUUCCUUGCUAUGAUAGAGAAGCCUACAAUAAGAUACUGGAAAACGCCAAACCGCUCAAUGAUCCAGAUGGGAAGCAUUUAUCUACUUUUACCUACCUGAGGCUCGGCCCAGAUCUCAUGGACAGUCACAACUUAAUGGAGUUUGAACGAUUCGUCAAGAGAAUGCAUGGGGAAGCUGUGCCGGAUCUGCAAUUGGAACGAAAUGAAGACCAUACUUGAGCUUCAGCUGAUGGAACUGUUAGAAUUUAAUUCAAACUUGUCUUCUAUCUUGUAGUUUUUUUAAAAUAAAUACUAAUAAAUAAAAUAAAUAAAUAAAUUGGUUAGAAUAUGAUAAAUCUUCAACCAUAUCUAUACAAAGAAGUCAUGUGUAAUCUGAUUUCUAUGCAGCUAUCAUAUUGAUAAAAUAGCCUUGUUUUAUUUGUAAA